AUGAUUCAGUCUGCCCCGACGUCCAAGGCAGCGGCCGUCAGGGAUCAUGAAUAUUAUCUGAGUGACGGUAGCUGCGUGUUGCUGGUAGAGAACGUGCUAUUCAAUGUCCACCGAUCGACGCUUUCCAGAGAUUCGUCAUCGUUUGGAACCAUGUUCUCGUUACCUCAGGGAGAAGCAGUUGUCGAAGGAACUUCGGACGAUCACCCGAUUGUUCUUCACGGUGACAAGCUGGAAGAGUUCAGAGACCUGCUCUGGGCGCUUUAUGCUCUACCACACGAACUCAUGCUUGUCCACACCUCCCCUACCAACCUCCCCCGGCUGAUCAACAUCGCCCGCCUCUCCAACAAAUACUCCUUCAAAUCCCUUGAAACCUGGUCUCUCGACGUGAUCGUCGAAAACGUAACCCGCAAACCCUCCACGAUCCCCCCUCAGUCAACACAUCCUCUCACCAUCAACCCUCUCUUUGCCUCUUCCUCUUCCCCCUUCUCCACCACCUCCCCAUCCACUCCCUCCCCCACCACCACCCAUUCCGGGACCUCGCCACACGGGAGUCGGAACCCGAUCGCGCACCUGACAGAGAACACCGACCAGAUCGUCGCGUUGGUCAGACUGGCUCAAUUAUGCGGGCACGAGAAGUUAUUAAACACGAUGGUCGACAACCUCAAGAAACUCGUCACUUCCUCGCUCGAGAGCGCUUACAUCGCCAUGACGCUCGCCGAAGAACUCGAUCUGCGCCAACUCCGCGGUCUGGCGUACUACGAGCUCAUGGACAAACCCAUCGCUGUCCUGCGUCCGGGUGCCUCGCACGGUGCGGCGAGACUGGGCCACUUGGACUCCAAAGGCCGUCUCGUCAUCACCCCCGCGCAACACCUAACGCUCCUAACAGGGUUCCACGCGCUCUCCACGCACUGGCACUCCCACCUCCGCCUCAAUCCUCCCACCAUCAUGCACUCGCCCACCUGCGGAUCCACGUGGCACCAGCACUCCUGCUCAUCCUCUUGGUCCGAUUUCUGGAAAGAGAAGGUGAAGUGCGAGAGUGUGUGUGAAAAGGGGUUGGCGGAUGUGAAGGGGCGGUUGAGGGCGAUGGGGAGGGAGUUUGAGAGGUGGGGCGUGGCUGGGUUCAUGCAUGCGGAGUGUAGGGAGGCGGCGAAGGGGAUUGUGAGGAGCUUGGUGGGGGAGAUGGAGGAUGAGGCGGGGCUGGUUAGGUUUUUUGAGGGGGCGGUAGAGGCGAAGGACGGGGGUGAGGCGUGA
Stereum hirsutum FP-91666 SS1 is the source of this 1251-nucleotide messenger RNA. RefSeq lists its product as uncharacterized. The transcript has 3 exons. Lineage: Eukaryota; Fungi; Basidiomycota; Agaricomycetes; Russulales; Stereaceae. Bases 1 to 1251 code for a protein of 416 amino acids. The record is from RefSeq and is a predicted model, not a curated record. Gene Ontology annotation, molecular function: protein binding.